UUCUCCGUAUUGAGGUCUGUUCAAAGAACACAAAAUCACAAAACUAAUAAAUUACAAGAAAUUAAAGUGGCCUGCCUGCCUGCUCCAUGCUUUAAUUCUUCUUCAUCUUGCUCUGUAAAUUUCUUUCGACAAUAGAAAAGAGAACCCUUUAAUUUUCUGUUUCAAGAAAUUUACUUGGCAAAAUUCUUUCCAUCAUCAAAAUUACCUAGUCCUCAGGAUUUUUGUAACAGGAUUCUUUUUCUGCAAUGAACAUUACUCGUGAUGUCAGGACCUGCACAGCCAACUUGAAUUGUGACCGUGAGCCAACUGGGUUAUUGUUAGGAGUAAAUGGUGGUACAAAAGCUAGAUAUGUGAAUAGGGAUUCACGAAAAUGUUCUGAAAUCCGUGGAACUGCAUCGAAACUUUCUUGUCGAAGAGACUCUACUUUUCCAGUUGAAAAUCAGGGAAAAUUGUAUAGGAUAAGUUCAGAAAAUGCAACUGAAGCAAGAACCCCAGAUGAACAUGGACUACAGAAUGAAAAUAUCAAGGCAGUUGGGACCUCCCAAACUGUAUCAACCUCCGAUUAUGUUGCUGCUGAGGCUAAAAGAAGCAACGGCCUAAAAGUUCGAUCAGGUAAAUCAGGUCUUGCUCAACCUCGUCAGCUAACUCAGAACAGCAGACACUCUGCAAAAGCUGCUAAUGAUAAUGGGAAUCCAAUGCGACCUGUCAAGAAAAGUGGAGAUAAAUUACCUCCAACUUCAGGACAGGAUUUGGGGGUGAAGGCUAAGAUAGUACCUCUAAAGUAUUCUUCUAAACCAUCUUCAAGUGCUUGGAAAGUAAAGGAAAAGAAAGAAACUUCAAAAGAACCAUCUAAUUUGUCUCCAAACAUGAGUUCAUCCGAUCAAGUUGAUAGGGGUCAGCCCACUCAGAAGGGAAAAUGUUCUGCAGGAGCUGUUAAGAAGAGUAGAAACCAAAUACAAGCUGUUAAAAAGAGUGGGAAAAAAAUAACCCCGACUCCCGAGCAGGAAAAGGAAAAGAAAGAACCUUCAGAAGGUCCAUCUCAUUUUCCCACUAAAUUAAGUUUGUCUGAUCGGGCUCACAGGGAUCAGCCUGUUCAGAAGAGAAAAUGUUCUGCACAAGCUGUUAAGAAGAGCGGAAACCAAUUACCUGCAAUUCCCAAGCAAGUAUGGCAGGUAAAGGGAAAGAUAGCAUCUUCACAGGAUUCAGGUAAAACAUCUUCAAAAGUUUUCCAGGUGAAGAAAAAGACAUCUUCUACAUUGUCUUCAAAAACGAGUUCAUCCCACGCCAAAACAAGAAGCUUCUCUCCUGAACAUUCUACAAAGUGGGAUGGUUUUGUUAAACUUGGACAUAAUUGUUUUUUAUGCGAGAAUGAUCUAGCUCAUUCGCCAUUACCAACUGAUGAGGAGUUGGAGUCUGAUAAAUUACCAGAUGUUGCUGUUCUUCCAUGUGGUCAUGCAUUCCAUGCCAUGUGCUUGCAGCAAGCAAUACCUGAAGAUCAAUUGAGAGAUCCUUCAUGCUUUGUAUGUGACAGCUUACAAUGAGCCUCCUCCACAUCUGUUCUUUAAAAAACCUUUCUAGUGUAUAUAUCAUUAAACCACCAUUGUAAGGAAAUGAAGGCAAAAUGUGGAAUACAAUUAGAAAGUGGUCGGAGCAGGGAAGUACAUGCAGCUGUCCAUCCGUUGGUGAGACUUUAUGCAACGGAAAAUGUAUGCUGGCGCACAAUAACGGGCUCCCUAGAGGUGCACAUAGCAGUGAUUGGUGUAUUUGUUUGAAGAACGCUUCAAAGAAAAUCAGGUACAAUUCUCUUGGAUUCAUUGUGUUCCGCAACAUGCUUUGUUACAUACCGAACACACAAUGGAAUUAGAAAGCUCGGCUCUGAACAAAUAUGAUUUUUCUUGUCUCUUAACAUCCCCUGUUCCCUGUACAACAUUCGUUUUCUUCAGUAGAAUUCUUCUCUAUUCAAAAUAAAAUAGUUAAAUGAUG
This is a messenger RNA of Populus euphratica (Euphrates poplar), 1983 nucleotides long. Its product is annotated as zinc ion binding protein. The transcript is spliced from 4 exons. Bases 246 to 1541 code for a protein of 431 amino acids. The record is from RefSeq and is a predicted model, not a curated record. Lineage: Eukaryota; Viridiplantae; Streptophyta; Magnoliopsida; Malpighiales; Salicaceae.